AUGUUUCCUUAUCCCUUGUCAGGAAUCGCGAUGUUAAACGGAACAGACGUUUCCAAAGCACGGCAGGCCACAAUGGCAGCAUCGGCGUUCGGCCAGGAUGGGGACCUUUACUUUUCGGUGAGCCCCGGCGAGCAUCAGGUCGUCGAGGGAUCACCCGUGCGUCUCAGAUGCGAGGCGCAGCCGAGCUCGAGUGUCAAGUACUCGUGGAAAAUCGACGGGCAACCACUCGCCCCGAGUCCUCGGAGACACCAGGACGGCGGCGAUCUACGGAUCACGAGAGUCAACCGGAUCCUCGACAGCGGAGCCUUCGUCUGCGUCGCGACGCACGACGAGACUGGAUAUUCCAUCGAGAGUUCACCGGCCAAGAUCGACAUUCAAUGGAUCAGCGAGGCGAACGUGCAGCUACAGCAGCCGAAGCUACCCUCCGCGAUUCGCGUGGGAGACGAGGUUGAACUUCGAUGUCACGUCGACGGCUCUGGAGACAUGAAAUACGAGUGGUUCAAAAAUCGCGAGCCGGUGGUGAGAAGCGAUCGGAUCGAAGUCAAGAAGAAGAAGCUUCACGUUCACAUGGCGAUGCCCGAGGACAGCGGGAUGUACAGCUGUCUGGCGAAGAACGAGGCCGGUUCGUCGCCGAAAAUGGACAGCUAUCCGUUGACCGUGUCGGGGAACGAGACCGCGACGAUAAAGGUCGUCCCGAGGAACCUAAUCGCGAAACGGGGCGAACCCGCCGUCCUUCACUGCGUCUUCGAGGACGCUGACUCCGUUCAGUGGUUCUUCAAGGACAUAGGCCCGCUGGAAACCGACGACGAGAGGACCGUCCUCGAGAACGGCACUCUGGUGAUACGCUCCGCCGAGCACAGGGAUCAAGGAUUCUAUUCCUGUCACGGGGAGAGGGGAGACGUCACCGUCACCUACACGGUCGAGCUUCAAAUAGCUUAUUUAAUGAACCUCUCGGCUGCCUCGUUCGAGCCCCUGCUGCCGAACCAAGUGGCGGUGGUCGGAGAAGAUCAGGAGCUUCAGGUCAGCUGCUUGGAACCCUCCGGGCUGCCGGCUCCCAAGGUCUAUUGGAGGGAUCCCAAGGGACACAUUAUAAGCGAUUCCGGGCCUGUCCGCGUUCAGGAUAAUACGCUUAUCGUCGCGAAGGCUCGAAUGGGCGAGGACGAUGGCAAUUAUACUUGCGUCGCCGAGAAUAUGGCCGGGGAGACCGAUAUAUCCGCUCAAGUGCUCAUUUCCACUCCACCGUCGCUGAUCAGUUCCCCGGAGAGUCUGAACGCGAUGGAGGGAGAUUCCGUGACGUUGACCUGCUCGUACUCGGGCAUGGAACCGCCGGUGACCCAUGUCCGUUGGCUGAAGGACGGGGAACCAUUGAAAGAGAGCGGAGGACCGACGAGACAUCGUGUAACCGAUCACCACGGCAACGUGACCCUGCACUUGAAGAGCGCCGACCUGUCGGACAAGGGCACCUACGUGUGCGAGGUGUUCACCAAGGGUUUCUCGUCGAUAUUUUCGGAACCAGCCAGCCUGACGGUCAAGGAGAAGCUCAAGUUCUUGCCGCAACCGGUGGACAAACGGCUGGAACUUGGCUCGACGGCCAAAGUGCCGUGCAAGUCUCAGGGCGCGACCAAUCCGAUGGUGAAGUGGAUCAAGGAGGGCGCCGGUGAGGAAUUUCCGCGGCACGUGCAAGAUAUCAACGGGACGUUACAUUUCAACGGUGUCCUCGAGGAGGACAAGGGACGGUACACUUGCAUAGCCAGUAACGCUCAGGGAUCGAUCAAUCACACGAUCAGCAUCGACGUAGUCAUUGCUCCGAAGUUCACCAUACAACCGCAGAAUCCAACGGAAGCGAUCGAGGGCUACCCGGUGAUGUUGCACUGCGCCGCCGAAGGGGAUCCCAAACCGACCAUCCAGUGGGACAAGGACUCUCGCAUGAACAACCUGAAUAAUUCCCGUUUCGAGGUGUUGGCCAACGGAAGUUUGUACAUAAAGGAAGUUUACCUGAGCGACGAGGGAAAAUACGGGUGCACGGCGGGCAACAGCGGAGGAUUGAAGCGGGAGGAGGUGCAGCUGAACGUGAAAGUCGGCGACACGUAUAGAUUCGACAUGGAUUUGGAAAUGAGCGACGACAAAUCGAUGAUGACGAAAACGGUCAUAAUCACUCUGAGCGCCGCUGCGGCUUACAUGGUUCUGGUGGUGGGUUUGAUGCUGUACUGUCGGUACCGACGACGUCGCAGGAAGCAACAGUAUCUUCAGGAACAGGCUGAAGAGAAACUGGAGAACGGAGAAGUUCAGGAGGAGCAGACCGAGCUGAAGGAGACUGCUAACAGCAAGAUGAACUCGACGCAGAAGAAAAAGGAGAAUCGCGAUUCUCAAAACAAGAGCGACGGCGCUGACACGGCUCAGAGUCAGAGCAGCAAUCAGUCGAAGAAAUCCAAGUCGAACUACGACAAGAUCGCGGUGUCUCGAAGCAACCUGAAGGAUCUGAAACCUCUCGGCCGUGGCGAGUUUGGCGAGAUUUACGCUACCAAGUACCAAGUGGAGGGCGACAAGGAGAGCGUGGUGAUGGUGAAAAGUCUGACGAACACGAAAGACGAGAAUUCUCUGCAAGAGUUCAAGCGUCAGCUGGAUCUUCUGCACAAGCUGAAUCACGAGAACGUCGUGAAGCUGAUCGGUCUGUGCCGCGAGGAGGAGCCGGACUACAUGAUCCUCGAAUUCACCGAUUGGGGUGAUCUGAAGCAAUUCUUGAUCGCGUCGCGGAAGGACAACACCUCGAGCCCGACUCACGAAACUAAGGCUCCCCGGGCACCUCAACUAUCCGUUGCGCAGAUCAUCUCUCUGUCGAAUCAGGCGGCGAAAGGGCUGAAACAUCUCGCGGACAAUCGUAUGGUUCACAAGGACAUAGCCGCCCGGAACUGUUUGAUCGCCAGCAAUCUAACGAUCAAGAUCUCGAUGCCGUGCAUGACCAAAGAACCGUACCAGCAGGAGUACACGAAACACCGAAACCAAGUGAUACCCCUCAGAUGGCUGCCGUACGAGGUGGUUUACGAGGACGAAUACUCGACCAAGAGCGACGUCUACUCUUUCGCCUGUCUCGUAUGGGAAAUGUUCCACCAGGGCGAGCUGCCGUUCAACAAGAUGAACGACGAGUCCGUGUUGAGCGCCCUGAAAACUUUAACGCUCGUUUGGAAGCCGCACAAAGCGGCGCCGCCGGCUCUGCAAGAGCUUCAGACUCAAUGCUGGGCCAACGAUCCGCGGGAGAGACCGACCUUCGACGAGGUUGUCUCGAAAAUAGGUGAAAUUGUCGUCGACAGCUGUCUCUAG
Dufourea novaeangliae is the source of this 3318-nucleotide messenger RNA. RefSeq names its product inactive tyrosine-protein kinase 7-like. Gene Ontology annotation, molecular function: ATP binding; protein kinase activity; cell-cell adhesion mediator activity. Bases 1 to 3318 code for a protein of 1105 amino acids. The record is from RefSeq and is a predicted model, not a curated record. The transcript is spliced from 9 exons. Gene Ontology annotation, biological process: axon guidance; homophilic cell-cell adhesion; dendrite self-avoidance. NCBI's taxonomy places the organism in Eukaryota, Metazoa, Arthropoda, Insecta, Hymenoptera, Halictidae. Gene Ontology annotation, cellular component: plasma membrane; axon.